Molecule: messenger RNA, 1407 nt
Organism: Planococcus citri (citrus mealybug)
Lineage: Eukaryota; Metazoa; Arthropoda; Insecta; Hemiptera; Pseudococcidae
Gene: Slimp
Product: Seryl-tRNA synthetase-like insect mitochondrial protein
Exons: 1
Coding region: 1-1359 (452 amino acids)
Biological process (GO): seryl-tRNA aminoacylation
Cellular component (GO): mitochondrion
Molecular function (GO): ATP binding; tRNA binding; serine-tRNA ligase activity
Source: RefSeq, a predicted model, not a curated record
AUGAAUUUCCACCUGAUUCGUCAAAUUACUAAAUUUAAAUCCGUUUCAUUACUCAAUUCGUGCGCUUGUCGCUCGUCACAUAAUUAUUCUCCAGCGACUAUAACAGAAUUGACGCGGUAUUUAUACAUUGACCAUGAUAAACUUCAAAGCGAUAAAUUGGAAAAUUCGCUUCGUUAUCGCAAUUCAUCGUUACAAAAAGUCGACAUCUCUCGUUUGAGAUUUUUGGUUAAAGCUUUACGCAAGCAAUCGACGUACAGGGAUCAGAUUAACCAAUCGUUGAACAAUGUCACUUCUGAAAUAAAAAAAUUACAAGAAAUUAUGAAACCUCCUAAUGAUGAUAUCCUGCGACGAAUAAGUCUUUGUGAAAACAAAAUGACGUUUAUGCUCCGUCAAAAAGAGGCUAUUAAUCAAUAUUACAACGAGUUGAACAGUUUAGUAUUGAACGAAUAUCUUUCUGUUCCGAACGAUCUUCACGAGAAAACUCCGAAAAAUAAAAUAGACGUAAUUUUUCAAUCUGAAAAAACCCGCUCGCCAUUAGCCCAUAAUCAUUUGACGAUUGGUGAAAAGCUCAAGGUGCUCAACUACCUGAAUUCAAGUUACUACUUCUUACGAAAUGAUGCAACCUUGCUCGAAUUUGCAUCUUUGCGUUAUUUCUCGAAUGUGUUGCAAAAGAACAAGUUCCAGUUGUUUUUGAAUCCAGAUACUUGUAAUAACUUCGUCGUCGAUGGUACUUCUGACGGUAACAUUGACAAUUUCUUCAAGCUGGAAGGAGAUAAAUACAAUUUAGUAGGUUGCUCAUCGUUCAGUUCAUUUUGCGCUUUGAGGAUCGGUCAAAGUGCCCAUACGAAGUAUUUACCGGAACGUCAUGUCACUCAAGGACGUAAUUAUACCCCACAAACUAGAUAUAAAUCUGAAGAUGGACUUUAUUCGGUAUUUCAACGUUCCGAUGUACAUUUCGUUAUCGCAUCAGAAACCGAAGAACAGAUGAACGGUGAAUUUCAUAGAACAUUAGACCUACUGAAAUUCGCCUACGAAGAAGCCGAAUUGGAUUUUCGCAUUUCGUAUCAACCUGCUAAUGAUCUGCUACUUGGUGAAAGCUUGCGAGCUAAUAUUGAACUGUAUUCUAUCUAUUUGAAAAAAUAUGUCGAAGUUGCUCAUAUAUCAAUGUACGGCGAUUUCGUUAGUAAACGGUUAUUUAUGUUGUGUCAUGAUAAAAAUAGGAAGUAUGAAUUUUUGAACAUUAUCGAUGGUGUAGCAGUCAGUUAUCCUACACUAUUAGCCUACUUACUCGAGCGUUCUAACGAAAAACAACUACAUAUUCCUGAAUGUUUGCGAUCUCUCAUGUAUAAAAAAUUGUGAUGCGUGCGAUUUGUUAUAUCAAAUAAAUUGUUUAAAAUAGCGUAAAAA